AUGGCUUCCACAACAAUGACGAAGGCGAAAACUAAUGAAGAGCAAGUUCGCAAAUCAGUAAACGCUCUUCUCAAAUGGAAAAAACUGCAAUCCAAGGAACUCCAAAACCUCAAUUCACUCUCACAUGAAGAAUCAGAAGAAGAGGAUGAUGAUGAUUUCAUAUACCUUCAAUUAACCCUCAAGAAAUCCCCACCUAAACAACUCACUACACCUCACAAAAUCACCCUCCCUCACUCCUUUCAAUCCUUCUCCAACAUUUGUCUCAUCAUUGCUGACAAACCCAAAAAACCCCACAACUCAAAAUCCAUUCUUGAUGCUAAAACAGACAAUUUCAACAAACCCCAUAACUCAAAAAUCAAUCUUGAUGCUAAAACAGACAAAAUCAAGAAACCCCACAACUCAAAAAUCAAUCUUGAUGUUGAAACAGUGCAAAAAAAGCUUGAAUAUGAAGGGAUUCCAAUUGACAAAGUUAUGAAGAUAUCCAAGUUGAAGUCUGAGUACAAGUCUUUUGAGGCAAAGAGGGAGUUGUAUGAUUCAUAUGAACUGUUUUUGGCUGAUAAAAGAGUGGUGAAUUUGCUUCCGGGGUUAUUAGGGAAGCAGUUUUACAAGAAGAAGAGGAAAGUACCUGUGCCUGUGGAUUUAAGGGGGAAUAGUAGUUGGAAGGAGGAGAUAGAAAGAGCGUGUUCGACGACUUUGUUGUGUUUAGGGAAUGGGACAUGUAGUGUUUUGAAGAUUGGAAAGGGAGGGAUGGAGAAUGGUGAAGUUAUGGAGAAUGUUUUAGCUUCCAUUGAUGGAAUUAUUGAGUUUGUUCCCAAGAAAUUGGAUGGUGUUAGAGCUCUUCAUUUGAAGUUUAGUGAUUCAUUGGCAUUGCCUGUUUAUGAGGCGUUGCCUGAUAAAAAAUGA
Messenger RNA from Capsicum annuum, 903 nucleotides. RefSeq names its product ribosomal L1 domain-containing protein 1. Lineage: Eukaryota; Viridiplantae; Streptophyta; Magnoliopsida; Solanales; Solanaceae. The record is from RefSeq and is a predicted model, not a curated record. The coding region runs from base 1 to 903 and encodes 300 amino acids. Gene Ontology annotation, cellular component: 90S preribosome. The transcript has a single exon.